Messenger RNA from Darwinula stevensoni, 3149 nucleotides. NCBI's taxonomy places the organism in Eukaryota, Metazoa, Arthropoda, Ostracoda, Podocopida, Darwinulidae. The record is from the annotation of a GenBank genome assembly.
CGUGGAUGCGUUGUGAGCGAGGACGUGUCCCGUCGUCUCUCUGUGGAACUCGAAUUCCGUCAUUGUAACGAAAUCUCCAUACCUUCACGAGUGCAUUUCACCUGCAACGAAAGAAGCCUAGACGAUAGUGAGAGAAAACAAUAGGUUGUGUUAUCGACUCGGAGCAAGAUGAAGGCUGCGCUGGAGAAGCAAUUAAAGAGAAUCGGGGAAACCUUUAAAAAGGAGGUUCCUGAAGCGCCUCCACCAGCGGAAGAAGUCCCUCCUCCGUCAGCACAGAGCAUCCCCGCCCUGGCCAAUGCCAAGGCUAUCAGUUACAAGCAGUAUGGGAGUGGAGCACACUCUGAUAUGUCAAUCAGUGACACAACCAUGGAAGUCCUGAGCAAGUUACGAGACACUGUGAGCCGAGGUGUGACCUCGGCUGUUUCCCAAGUUUCAAGCGUCCUACCUGGCAACCCUGUCACCAGGGAGUAUGAAGUAACUCGUCACAUUGCCAGCGCAGGACCUGGCCUCAUGUGGAAGGUGUAUGAAGGGGUGAAGAAAUCAACAAAACAGGCAGCUUCUGUAUUUGUGUUUGAGAAGAAGCAGUUGGAGAGGUUCCCCAAUCGGAGAGACCGAGAGAUCAUUCUAGAAACGCUCAAGAAGGGUGUUCAUCAGCUUACUCGCCUUCGUCAUCCAAAUAUUCUCGUCGUCCAACAUCCCCUAGAAGAAUCAAGGGAUAGCAUAGCAUUCGCCACAGAGCCAGUGUUAGCCAGUCUUGCAAAUGUACUCGGGUCACACGAAAACAUGCCUUCGCCCUUGCCGCCCACGCUGUGCAACUACAGCUUGUUUGAGGUGGAGAUCAAGUAUGGCAUUCUUCAACUUUGUGAAGGUCUUGCAUUCCUCCAUGGCGAUGUGAAGAUGUUACACCGGAAUAUCUGCCCUGAAUCCAUCCUCAUCAAUUCGUCCGGGGCCUGGAAGAUCGCUGGCUUCGACUUUUGCACGCCUAAUCAGAACACAGAAACCUCACAGCCAUUCUGGCCAUUCCAAGAGUAUGAUGCUGGGCUCCCAGGAGAGGCCCAGCCGAACCUGGAUUUCCUUGCCCCUGAAUAUGUACUCACGCAACAUGUGGACACUGGGAGUGACCUCUUCUCCCUUGGUUCCUUGAUCUUCAUCCUCUUCUCACAUAAGAAAUCCCUCUUCCAGAACAAUGGCUCUUGGGAGAGCUUCAGGCGUCAUGCUUACGAGCUUGAUUCACUGUCUUUACGUGAUUUGGAAUGCAUUCCAUCUGACCUAAGAGAGCAAGUGAAAAUGCUGCUGAACCCCACAUCUCAUCUCCGUCCUGAUGCUCAUCAACUAAUCAAGGUGAGCUACUUUGAGGAUGUACUUGUGAAGACAUUAAGUUACUUAGAUGCCCUCUACCAGUGGGAUAACCUGCAAAAAUCCCAGUUUUACAAAGGUCUCCCCCAGAUCUUGAACAAUCUACCACAUCGGGUCAAUCUUCACAGAGUGGUACCUUGCCUGGUGAAGGAGUUUGUGAAUCCCCCAAUGAUCCCAUUUGUCCUUGGCAGUGUUCUCAUGGUGGCUGAGAAUGCUAACAAAGAGGAAUUCGUUCAAUAUAUCCUCCCUCAUUUGAAACCAGUUAUGAAGAUCAAGGAGCCGAUCCAGGUGAUACUGCUCCUGCUUUUACAAAGAAUGGAGUUGCUUCUAUCAAAGACACCUCCCUCAGAUGUGAAGAGUGAUGUCCUACCACUUGUCUACCACUCUCUGGAGUGUGAUUCACCGCAGAUUCUGGACCUGAGCCUUGCGAUCAUCCCCACAUUUGCAUCCCUUGUUGAUUACCCAUCCAUGAAGAAUGCGCUCCUCCCCCGAAUCAAGAAGCUCUGCAUCAAUGCCAGCCUUCUAUCGGUUCGAGUGAACUGCCUGGUGUGUUUGGGGAAACUGUUAGAUCAUCUGGACAAGUGGUUAGUGUUGGACGAUGUUCUCCCUCUCCUUCCUCAGAUCCCAUCUCGAGAACCAGCUGUAAUAAUGGGCAUCGUGGGGAUCUAUAAGUUGACCGUGGAACACAAAAAGUUGGGGAUCACAAAGGAAAUCUUGGCCACGAAGGUUCUCCCAUUCCUCUUACCCCUUUGCAUCGAGAAUGGACUCACGUUGAACCAGUUCAAUGCUCUCAUGACCCUGGUCAAGGACAUGUUCGUGCGCAUCGAAACCGACCAGAGGGCCAAGAUCGAACAGCUCCAGACCAUCAAGGAUGAGCAAAAGAAUGCGUUGGAAACGACGUUGUCAGCACCUAAGAAGGAUGAGCUGAUUGGAGGUCUGCCGAGGGAGAAUCUAGGGUCUACAUCUGCAACAGAGGCCCUAUACCAGAGCUUGGGCUUGGCCUCAUUCCAGGACUCCACCGUAGCCAAAGCUGCAGAAAUGGGGAGUGCGUCAAAGACGUCAUCCGUCUCUGCCUCUCCCGGCAUUCCGCCGUCAGCCGGACUCUCACUCGCUGACAAACAGCGGUUGGCCAAGGAGAAGGAGCAGCAACGGCGAUUGGAGAUGGAGAAGCCGUUACAGCCGAAACCGUCUCCGAUUGCGAACAGGAUGGAAGGACCGAAGGACCUCACGUCCCAACUCAUCCAUUCCAAUCUGGUGAUGAUGGGGCAUAAGCAACCCUUGGCACCGGCCGGUUUCUCCUCGGCCCCGUUCCGGAGCUCUUCGACGUUGGGUGGGAAUGCCCCUCCUCCCACGUGGGUGCCGGGCAUUACCCCUGCUCCUCAGCCUCAGGUGAUGCCAUUUUACUCCCCAAGACCCAGUCCAGGGCCGGUUACGCACCAAAUCCAGUUUCCUCCCAUGGCCCCCCUUGCCAACAGUACCAGUCCGCCUCAAACGGCGCUCAGUUCAUUUGAUAUAGAUGACCUACUCAGCUAAUAUACAUAUAACAUUGCUUAGGUGUUUUUCAGUCAUUCUGUGAAAUGGUCACUUGUGAUAUCCAUAUCCGAUUUUUCUUCGAGUUUUCCAAUUUGAAAGUUCUCAUUCGUCUUAUCUUUUUCAUGUAUCGUGCUAAGAUCUACUGGAGUAUUUAUGUCAAUCAUUCACUCAGCUGAUGUCAUGGUGUACCCUGAUACCCAACCCCUUCGGUCGGUUUAUGGUGCAAAUUGCUUCCAGAAAUAAAAAAACCUGAUUUUAAA